AUGUUUAAUAAACUGAAAGCAAGAUUCACCAAAGUGAAGCCAAAACCAGAGGAGGAAAAGUCCAAGGAUGAAGAGGCCCCUCCUAACCCACCACCCCAACAGCCGCCACCCACAGGGCAGAUGGAAGGAUAUCCGGAAAAUGAGGUUCGUUUAUUUAAUGUUCUUGAAAUUGUACCCAUCUGGGAUGAAAAUAAAAACAAAAAUGAGCCACAGAAAGGCGAGACUGAUAAUACUGCACAACCAGAACCAAAGCAACAAGAUGCAGACACAGCUCCAGGAAAGGCAAAGUCAGCAGAACCAACUGGAACAAUACAGGAACAGAGUCAACAGCCCAACAGUAGGAAAGAUGAUGAUGCUAACUCAUCUCAAGGCCGUGUUGUAAAUGAGUAUACUGAAGCCCAACUGCAAGAGAUUGUCAAAAAAAUGAGGGCAAGGACAUCAGCCUAUAAAGAAAAACUGACUGACCCACUACAGUCCUCUCCUGAGGGCAGUCCUACAUCUUCUCCAUCUAAAAAGAAGCCUCCGCCUCCACCCCCACCAAAAGAAGAGAAAAAAGAUGAAGAAAAAAAAGAGGAAGGUGAUGCCAAGCCAGAGGAUCAUUACUGUGACAUGCUGUGCUGUAAAUUCAAGAAACCACCAUUGAAAGAAUACCUGAAGAAGAUGGAGCUACCAGACAGUAUAGAUGCAUACACAGAUCGCCGCUAUGUAGUGUGGCUCCUGAUUGUUACCAUUGCCUAUAACUGGAACUGCUGGUUCAUUCCACUGCGCUGUGUGUUCCCAGUGCAAACACCAAGCAACAUAUUCUAUUGGAUCCUCAUAGACACCAUUUGUGAUAUUUGCUACUUGUGUGAUCUGUUGGUGUUCCAGCCCCGAAUGCAAUUUGUAAAAGGUGGCGAUAUAAUAUCAGACAAAGUAGAAAUGAAGAAACACUACCAGACAUCUCUGAGGUUUCGGCUUGAUGCGGCAUCAGUAAUACCAGCUGAUGUUUUAUACUUCAUCUUUGGGUUUAACCCAGUGUUUAGAGCAAACAAGCUGUUAAAGCAUAUGGCCUUCUUUGAGUUCAAUGACCGGUUGGAAGCUAUCCUGGAUAAAGCAUACAUCUACAGAGUCAUUCGAACAACUGGAUACCUGCUGUUUAUCUUGCACAUUAAUGCAUGUAUUUAUUACUGGGCCUCAGAUUUUGAAGGAAUUGGCAGCACCAGAUGGGUGUAUGAUGGCAAAGGAAAUAUGUAUCUGAGGUGUUACUACUGGGCAGUGCGCACUUUAAUUACCAUUGGUGGUCUUGCGGAACCGCAAACCCUCUUUGAGAUAAUCUUUCAGCUACUGAAUUUUUUCACGGGUGUCUUUGUGUUCUCCAGCUUAAUUGGUCAGAUGCGGGAUGUAAUUGGAGCAGCUACAGCAGGACAGAAUUAUUACCGUGCCAACAUGGAUAACACCGUCUCUUACAUGAACACCUAUACAAUUCCAAAAGUAGUUCAGAAUCGUGUUCGAAGGUGGUACGAAUACACAUGGGACUCUCAAGGAAUGCUGGAUGAAUCAGAAUUACUGGAGCAGAUGCCAACCAAAAUGCAGUUAGCCAUUGCAAUUGAUGUGAACUUUGCCAUUGUCAAUAAAGUUGACUUAUUCAAAGGGUGUGAUACUCAAAUGAUUUACGACAUGCUGCUGAGACUGAAAUCCAUUGUGUAUUUACCUGGUGACUUUGUCUGCAAAAAGGGAGAGAUUGGCAGAGAGAUGUACAUCAUCAAGCAGGGAGAAGUUCAAGUUCUUGGAGGCCCAGAUGGUACAAAAGUCCUGGUUACCCUGAAAGCAGGAGCUGUAUUUGGAGAGAUAAGCCUAUUAGCGGCAAGUGGAGGAAAUCGGCGGACCGCUAACGUGGUGGCACAUGGAUUUGCCAAUCUUUUUAUUCUAGACAAGAAGACUCUCAAUGAAAUCUUGGUGCAUUAUCCAGACUCGGAAAAGCUCCUGAUGAAGAAGGCUAAAGUGCUGCUCAAGGAGAAGGGUAAGCCCGCUGAAGGGCCACAAGUGCAAACAAAAGGCUUGUCCAGUCUCUUUGCAACAAAACCAGAAACUCCCAAACUAUUCAAAGCAAUGUUUGGAGGGACAGGAAAAGGAGGCCUAGCUAUGCUGCUCAAGAUGAAGAGACAGCAAGCUGUUCAGGAAAAAACUGAAGAAAAGAAACCUGAGCCAGAGGAAAAGAAACCUGAGCCAGCACCAGAACCCACAGCCCCACCUAAACCAUCUGUGCAAAUGGAAGAGCCAGGUGAAAAUUUUCAACCUCCACCUAAACCGGUUCUGCUCAGAGGAACCACUAAUAAGUCCCUUAUCAUCAGCAUGGCUCCUUCCCCUAUAGCAGGAGAAGGAGAGGUUCUCACUGUUGAGGUCAAAGAAAAGAGACAGGAGUAGAUGGUGGACUGAGUUGUGAUCAUACCUAGAAUCUUUCUGAGGAGAGAGAGGGCACGGUGUGGCUUUGCAUCAGAGUGCAGAACUAUUCUCUUCCCUCAUCCCAGGGAGAGGAUGUACUUUGUCUCCAGACCUUGAUUGUGGGGUAUAACAUUUUGUGUAGCAAAGUAAUUAGAGCACAGAUUGCACCCUUAGGCCUAUUUAUUUCUUGCUUCCUCCAUGUUCUCACUCAUCUCUUACUCUUCACUCCUACUUCUCCUUCUCCUCCUAGUUCUCUCUUUAUUACUCUUCCUCGGGGUUUUCCUCUUGAUUGGUUUGAUCUUUGUUUUCCAUGUGUCUCUUUUUUCUAUUUUCUAUUCUGGUUUCCUAUCAUAAUCCUUUACCUUGUUACUGCAUUAAUAUUGCUGAGGUUGUUAAUAUUUGCCCUUAUUUGCCCUCUCUCCUCAUUUUAUAUUUCUAACAAGUGACUGGCUUUUGUAACCAACAUGGGCUCAAUUCAACUAGUUCAUGGUUUCAGUGCUUUCAGUUUUGAUCUCCAGAGGGCAGAAGACAACACUGCAAAACCAUCAUCAAUAAAAGUCAGUGCAAUCACCAAAAAGACAAAGGGGAUAAUGAUCCUGCAGAUCUCAAUGUCACCUUGAAACUGUUGAAAAUAGGAGCCUUCAGUUCAGUAAAGGUAGCUGAAUAUACGGAGUAAAAAACUAAAGCAAUGUUUUUCAAAAGUGGCCUUUAAUUUUGGGUGCUCUACUUCAUAUAAUCAUAGCCUGACUUUCAUAGGUGCUGAGCAACCCCAACUCUACCUGAAGUCCAUGGGAACUGCAGGUGGCUCACCACCUCUGAAAAGGAAGGCCUCAGUAUCUGAAGUUGAACACUCACAAUUAAAGGCUGUUUUUGAAAAAUGUGGACCAUUACACCUUGUAGCUACUGCUAUAAGACUGCUGAUCUUUUCGUCAGUCGGUCACAGACAAUCAGUUCCUGCAGUCAUGAUUCAGGCAAAAUUUCGAACUGGGUGGGAAAUAAUUUUGCCAGUCUACAUUCGGACAAACCCAACACCUUUCAAAGAGUAAUGAAAAAUGAGAGCACCACCCCUGAGAAUAGCUAAUAGUCUGGUGAUUACGGUAUGUGCUUGACAGACCUGAGUUCAAGUCCCUGAUCCAAAUCAGGCAGAACAACAACUUCAUACCCGGCCUCCAAUAUCCCAGGUGAGUGCCCUAACCACUGAGAUAUUGGCUCUUCUUGGUGUGUGUCUGGCCAGAUAGUUUCUCAGGGUUGAGGAUAGACUAUUCCUGAGAGAAGCUAAUCAAACUGGUUUUAUUGAAAAAUUCCUAACCAGCUCUAACUACCUGAAGGGGGUUCCAAAGAGGAUGGAGCUCGGCUGUUCUCAGUGGUG
Chrysemys picta bellii (western painted turtle) is the source of this 3790-nucleotide messenger RNA. Lineage: Eukaryota; Metazoa; Chordata; Testudines; Emydidae. The record is from RefSeq and is a predicted model, not a curated record.